Molecule: messenger RNA, 946 nt
Organism: Panicum virgatum (switchgrass)
Lineage: Eukaryota; Viridiplantae; Streptophyta; Magnoliopsida; Poales; Poaceae
Product: basic blue protein-like
Exons: 2
Coding region: 325-738 (137 amino acids)
Cellular component (GO): plasma membrane
Molecular function (GO): electron transfer activity
Source: RefSeq, a predicted model, not a curated record
AAGAGAUCGAUCCUCUAAUUAAUCUCUCGCUCCAAGUGCUAGCUAGGGCCGGUUGAGCUUAAGCUCGUCGCCAGUCAAUGAACGGGCCGGCUGCACGGCACAACGUGGCGCCGCGUGCGGUGAGCAAUGCGUUCGCUCGCUCUUGUCGUGGCUGGGGUGCCGCUGAAAAUACAGUGAUGUGAUCCGUGUGCACGGACGCCCUCGCCGCGCGCGCUACAAAAGGUCCUCGCCUUCCUGCGAGUCCAGGCAGCAGCGAGCCAAAGCCAAGCCAAGCCAAGCAGCCGGUCUCCUGUCUGCACUCCAGUAAGGUCGCGAGAGAGGGGAAUGGCGGGGCGGGGAAGAGGCAGCGCAAGCAGCGUCGCCGCCGCGGUCCUGUGCGCGGCGUCGGCGGUGCUCCUGGUGGUGGCGUCCGCCCCGGGGGCGGACGCGGCGGGGGCGACGUACCUGGUGGGCGACGCCGCCGGGUGGACGCGCAACGUCGACUACGGCCAGUGGCUCGCCGGCAAGACCUUCCACGCCGGCGACAUGCUCGUGUUCAAGUACAACACGACGUACCACGACGUGGCGUGGGUGAGCAAGGGCGGGUACCGGAGGUGCGUCGUGUCGCCCAAGGGCCGCGCCCCGGUGUACCGCACCGGUUACGACGCCGUCCGGCUCCCCGCCGGCACGCACUACUUCAUCUGCGGCGCGCCGGGGCACUGCCAGGCCGGCAUGAAGCUCGCCGUCAAGGUCUACUGAUCGAGGUGACCAGCCAGGAGCCAGGAGCCAGCAGGCGGCUCCGCCCUGCGACGUUGGCAUCUAUACGUACGUACGGUGGUCGUGCGUCGUCGUGCCGUUGCACGCUCGUGUGCAACGGCGGUUUCUCCUUGUGUAGUUUCCCGUGUGGUUGCGAGUUGUGUUGUUCCAGUUCAUUGGCACGUACGUAACAUUCCCUUGUAUGAGUAAA